This is a messenger RNA of Clarias gariepinus (North African catfish), 2895 nucleotides long. It is a transcript of the gene immt, whose product is annotated as inner membrane protein, mitochondrial (mitofilin). The record is from RefSeq and is a predicted model, not a curated record. Lineage: Eukaryota; Metazoa; Chordata; Actinopteri; Siluriformes; Clariidae. The transcript is spliced from 14 exons. Gene Ontology annotation, cellular component: MICOS complex. Gene Ontology annotation, biological process: cristae formation. The coding region runs from base 138 to 2408 and encodes 756 amino acids.
UCGGCGGAACGGGCGUCAUCUACAGUGCGUGUCGGGUGAAACUUGCUACCGAGGUCUGAGCACUUUUAUAAUGUUUUGCUGAGCUGCGUCGUAAGUUUGUUUCUUGAAACCAAGACGCAAAAGGAGGAACAGCUAGGAUGCUGCGUGUCUGUUGGAAAGGUGCAAACACCGCAGCGCGGAAAUGCUUGUGUGAAAACAUUGCGGUCCAUCCCAGGCAACAGUGUCGCCACUACACUUCAGCUGGAAGCUCAGGGUCUGCUGCAGGUAAGAUUGUGGCUGCUAGCGUCCUGACAGUCGGCGGAGGCCUGGGUGGUACAAUCCUGUAUGCCAAAUGGGACCCUAAAUUUAGAACGAAUGUCGAAAAGAGCAUUCCCUAUUCUGAUAAGCUGUUUGAGUUGACGCUCGGUCCCCCACCACCGCCACUUGUCCCUUUUCCAAAGAAACCGGCAAAAGUUGAACCCCUGCAGAUAUCCUCAGUGUCCGAGGCUUCGAAAGACUCAAAACAGCCGAAAGCAAAAGGCAAAGCUCAAGAAAAGCAGCCCGAGUCAGCACCUGUUGUACAUGAGACUCCAGCACAGGCAUCACAGACCCUGGAGGAGGCCUCAGCUGAGGCAGCCCAUAUCAUUUCAGCCAUCGGCGAGGUGCAGUCUGUUCCCGCACCGGCCACCAGCCAUGAUCCAACCUCUGUGCCUCCAGUUGAAGAAUGUCACGAGUGCGCUCACCAUGAACCAGCACUGAAAGAGCGUCCUAUGGAGGAAGUGGCUGCACGCUUGGCUCAGCAGGACCAGGCUGAACAGGACACUCUGGCAGCUUUAGCAUUUGGACUGGAGGAGGCCUUGGGAACAUCUGCCAAGCUUACACUACACGCCAUUGGAGCCCAGGAGGCAGCACUCCUCGCCAUCAACACGCACACACACAGACUCCGAGAGGCCAUGGACUCCGAGGAUUCUCCAGAUAAGAAGUCAGCUCAGUGGAAAGACCUGGAGGAUGCACUCAGUCAUCGCACACACUCCGUGGACCAGGCUGGACAGGCUCUUCUCCAAGCCAAAGAACAGCUUGAGAAGCUCAGAAGCGUGAUCAACAGCGCUAAGCAAGCAAAUAUUGACGCUGCCAGACCCCAAAUUCUGGCUGCGGAGGAAAAUCUGCACAGUAUGAUUGUGGAUCUGGACAAAGUUGUCACAAAAGUGCACGCAGCUCAGUCCGAGGCAAAGAUUGUGUCACAAUACAGUGAGCUGGUGAAGGAAGCCAAGGUUCAGUUCCAGAAAGAGCUUAGCAGCAUCACCCCUGAGGUCCAGGCCAACUGGAAGGGUCUCACAGGAAAGCUGAGCCCUGAUGAUCUGAAUUCAUUGAUUGCCCAUGCUCACCGGCGUAUCGACCAGCUAAACCGUGAACUGGCUGAGCAGCGUGUACGUGAGCAGAUCCGCAUCGAAGCAGCGUUGGACCAGCAGAAGCAUGAGCACUUGAAAUCUGUGGAUCAGGCUGUGGCCAUCGCACUGGAACAUCACCGUGAGGAGAAGAGACUCGAGCAGGAGAAGAAAGUGCAUGAAGUUCGGGAUGUGAUGGAAGCAGAAAUGAGAACUCAGCUGCGCAGACAGGCAGCUGCACACACAGACCACCUGCGCGAUGUGCUCAAAAUACAGGAACAGGAGCUGCGGGACAAGGCCCAGGAGACUCUGGACAGUAAGUUGAUGGAGCAGGAGAUGAAUUACCGGCGUUUGUCCCAGGAGCAGAUAGAUGCCUUCACUCUGGACAUGAACUCUGCCUACGCCAAGCUCAAGGGCAUAGAAGAGGCCAUUGACAGUCAUGUUAUUGCAGAGGAGGAAGCGCGUAAAGCUCACCAGCUGUGGUUAUCUGUAGAGGCUCUAAAUUAUGCAAUGAAGACUGCAGUUGCAGAUUCACCCUGUGAGCCUCUAGAGGGCGCUGUGCUCGCCAUCAAACAGAGCUGUGCAGACGAUGAGUUCGCCCAGGCCCUGACAUCAGCUCUGCCCGAGGAAUCAGUAAAGCGUGGCGUGUACAGCGAGGCCUCACUGCGUGCCCGGUUUCAUGAAAUCCGUCGGCUAGUCCGACGCGUGGCGCUAAUCGACGAGACGCGUAACAGUCUGUACCAGUACUUCCUGUCCUACUUGCAAUCCGUCCUGCUUUUCGAGAAGGAGCAAGAGGUGCCACCUAGCAAGUUGCUUCCCGAAAACCUAGACCCCUUCAAGCUGCUCGCCUACGCCACCUACAGUGUAGAGCGUGGUGACCUUGAGUUAGCCGCCAAGUUUGUUAACCAGCUGCGAGGCGAGGCACGGCGUGUGGCUCAGGACUGGCUCAGAGAAGCCCGGCUCACUCUGGAGACCAAACAGGUGGUCAGUUUGCUGUCAGCAUAUGCAAAUGCCGUAGGCUUGGGCACCACACAAGCUCCUUAAGUUUCACACAUCAGAAAAAAAAGUUAAGCGUUCAUAAAUAAUGAGGACUGCUGCCCAUCUGCUCACAGCAAGCUGCCCUCCCCAGAUUAAUUUAUCCUGCAACCCAGGUUGGGUUUGUGUUAUUUUUGUGUUUUGUUUUGGGUUUUCCCCCCCCCAGCUGUUAAUAAGCACUUUGCAAGAAGGCUUUGUCUUAAAAUAAUGGCCCAACAGCAUCUUUCUUUGUAAUCACUCUAGGUACAUAUCCCUUAGGGGCACUAAGAAGCACUCUACAUUGUUUAAAUUUUGAGGGUGUAUAGCAGAUGAAUGGGUCUUUGGGUCAGUGCCACUGUCUGAACCGUGUUUGGUCAUCAGUUGAGAAUUCAAAGCUUUAGGUGCAGUAUCCUGAUUGGUUAUUAAUCAGGCUUUUAUAAAUGGUCAGAUCCAUUUUUUCAUGCUAUGGUCAUGAUCUUUCCCUUCAGUACUGGAUGUUAAUAAAUCAUGGUCAUUA